Aspergillus nomiae NRRL 13137 is the source of this 1065-nucleotide messenger RNA. Its product is annotated as CCDC174 family protein. The transcript has a single exon. NCBI's taxonomy places the organism in Eukaryota, Fungi, Ascomycota, Eurotiomycetes, Eurotiales, Aspergillaceae. The coding region runs from base 1 to 1065 and encodes 354 amino acids. Gene Ontology annotation, cellular component: nucleus. The record is from RefSeq and is a predicted model, not a curated record.
AUGUCGAAUCCAAAUUCGCUAUACGGCAUCCCUCGCUCUAAAUCAACCUCCCAAUCCCAAUCCAAUUCCCCUUCUUCCUCCACGCUCGCCUUCACGACAGCUCUUUCCUCCCUCAUCAACAAAGACGCCAACGCCUCCACCCGCGGCCGACCCCGACCAUCCAAAACCACCAAGUCAGACAUCUUCGCGCAUCCCAACAAAGGCGCCCAGAAACGUGCCGCCGCUGACCUCCGCGAUGAUGACACUCACCAAACACACCAGCGGUCCCAAGAUAUCGGGGGCGUAGACACGGCCACGCUGCACCGCUCCAAGCGGCGGAUGGAGGAGAAGGCGCGGAUGUACGAGGACCUCAAGAAGGGGCUGUAUCUGGCGGCCGGGAGCGACUCGGAAGAAGAAGAAACGCAGGACGAGUAUCUGGCGCGACUACGGCGGCGGGAGAAAGAGGGGCUGGUGGAUUUCGAUCAGAAAUGGGCAGAUGCCCAGCGAGGCAAAGGCUCUGGGAGUGAUGGCGAGGAGGAAGAGGAGGAGGAUGAUGAUGAUGAUGGAAAUGCUUCGAUUGUGUCCUAUGAGGAUGAGCUUGGUCGGACUCGUCGGGGGACCAGGGCCGACGCGGCUCGUGCGGCCCGGUUGAAGGAAGAAGCAACCGAACAGGGUGACGCGAAGGAACGUUGGCGUCCUUCCCGGCCGGACAAUCUGAUCUACGGGGCUGCUGUGCAGGCGGAGGCGUUCAAUCCUGAUGCGGGCCUGGCGGCGCAGAUGUCGUAUCUGGCUAAGCGGAGAGACCGGUCUCCUACUCCGGAAGAGACGCAUUAUGAUGCGGACGCGGAGGUCCGGAAUCGGGGUACCGGAUUUUAUGCCUUCUCCAAGGAUGAGAAUGUGCGUCGGCAGCAGAUGGAGGAGCUUAUGAACGCGCGAGAUGAAACUCAGCGUGAGCGAGAAGUCCACCGAGCGAGAAAGGCGGAGCGAGAGCGGGUGAAGGAUGAACGGAGGAAGAAGAUUGGAGAGCUACGGUCAAAAAGGCAAGCAGAGAUAUUUCUUGCUAAGCUGGGAGAUGUUGGCGUUUGA